Rattus rattus (black rat) is the source of this 4887-nucleotide messenger RNA. It is a transcript of the gene Snx29, whose product is annotated as sorting nexin 29. The record is from RefSeq and is a predicted model, not a curated record. NCBI's taxonomy places the organism in Eukaryota, Metazoa, Chordata, Mammalia, Rodentia, Muridae. The coding region runs from base 74 to 2530 and encodes 818 amino acids. Gene Ontology annotation, molecular function: phosphatidylinositol binding. The transcript has 21 exons.
CAGACGCGGCGGCGGCGGCGGCGACGGCAAGGCAGGCGGCGGCAAGGCAGGCGGCAGCCCCGGGAGUGGCAACAUGAGCGGGCUGCAGAACGAUGACAGAAGGCAGUUCCUGCUGGAGCGGCUGCUGGAUGCAGUGAAGCAGUGCCAGAUCCGCUUUGGAGGGAGAAAGGAGAUCGCCUCAGACUCGGACAGCAGGGUGACCUGUCUGUGUGCCCAGUUUGAAGCCGUCCUUCAGCAUGGCAUGAAGAGGAGCCGAGGAUUAGCACUCACGGCUGCAGCCAUCAAGCAGGCCGCAGGCUUCACCAGCAAAACCGAGACAGAGCCCGUGUUCUGGGUCUAUGUGAAGGAGGUCCUCAGCAAGCACGAGCUGCAGCGCUUCUACUCCCUGCACCACAUCACUGCCGACGUUGGCCGAGGCCGGGCCUGGCUGCGCUGCGCCCUAAAUGAGCACUCCCUCGAGCGCUACCUGCACAUGCUGCUGGCUGACCGCGCCAGGCUCAGCACAUUCUAUGAAGAUUGGUCUUUUGUAAUGGAUGAAGAAAGGUCCAGCAUGCUCCCUACCAUGGCAGCUGGUCUGAACUCCAUACUCUUUGCCAUUAACAUUGACAACAAGGAUUUGAAUGGGCAGAGCAAAUUCGCUCCCACUGUCUCUGACCUCUUAAAGGAGUCAACACAGAAUAUGACCUCUUUGCUGAAGGAGUCUACGCAGGGCAUGAGUAGCCUUCUCAGGGAGAUCACAGCGUCCUCUGCUGUCUCCAUUCUCAUCAAACCAGAGCAGGAAACUGACCCUCUGCCUGUCAUAUCCAAGAACGUCCAUGUUGAUGCCCGAUGUAAAAGGGAGCGGAGGAGGAGGAAGAAGGUGACCAACAUUGUGUCUUUUGAUGAUGACGAUGAGGAGCAGGGCGCUGGGGACACUUUAAAAAAGAUGCCUGGGACUGCAGAGAGUUCGGAGGAGAACUCUGACCGAUCCUCUGUCAACAUCAUGGCAGCCUUUGAAGGCCCCUUUGGGCCAAAUUCCAACGGGAGCCAGAGCAGCAGCUCAUGGAAAAUGGAUUCUGCGUCUUUGAACGGGGAGCUGGGCUACCAGAAGCUUGAUGUGAAGAGCAUUGAUGACGAUGUGGAUGAGAGCGAGGAGGCUGUGUACAGGAACCCGUUAGGAAGGGGACACACGGGCCACAAGGAGUCGCCAGACAGGACACUGGAUGGGAAUGCCAGCCUCCCCCAGGUACAUGGCUGGGCCCCACUGCAGGUGCUUCAUGGAGAUGCUGAUGCUGACACUGACAUCCUCUUCCCCGUCAGUGGAGUGGGCUCCUAUGGUACAGCAGAUGCCCCUGUGGGAAGUCUGGAGAACGGAACAGGGACAGAGGACCACAUACUUCCAGAGCCUGGCCUUCGGUACAGGGAAGCUGGCUCUCCCGGCCGAGGAAGUCCUUUGAGCAGCUUGUUACCUUCUGCCUCAGUGCCUGAGUCCAUGACAGUCCAUGAACUGCGCCAAGCCAUCGUGGCCAUGAUGAACAGAAAGGAUGAACUGGAAGAAGAGAACGGGUCACUGCGCAAUCUCCUUGACGGUGAGAUGGAGCACUCAGCGGCACUCCGGCAAGAGGUGGAUGCCCUGAGGAGGAAGGUGACAGAGCAGCAAGAGCGCCAUGCCACAAAGGUCCAGGCGCUGGCCAGAGAAAACGAGGUGCUCAAAGUCCAGCUGAAGAAAUAUGUAGGAGCUGUCCAGAUGCUGAAAAGAGAAGGUCAAACCGCCGAAGUUGUACCCAGUCUUUGGAACGUUGAUGCAGAAGUCACAGUCCCUGAACAGAAGCCUGGGGAAGUUGCCGAGGAACUAGCAAGCUCCUAUGAGAGGAAGCUCAUUGAGGUAGCCGAGAUGCAUGGAGAGCUGAUUGAGUUCAACGAGCGUCUACACAGGGCCCUGGUGGCCAAGGAAGCCCUGGUGUCCCAAAUGAGGCAGGAACUGAUUGACCUCCGAGGCCCGGUGCCUGGAGACUUGAGCCAAACAUCCGAAGACCAGAGCUUGUCGGAUUUUGAAAUAUCAAAUCGGGCACUGAUCAAUGUCUGGAUCCCCUCUGUGUUUCUCCGAGGCAAAGCAGCCAACGCGUACCACGUGUAUCAGGUCUACAUUCGCAUAAAAGACGACGAGUGGAAUGUGUAUCGUCGGUACACUGAGUUCCGGGGGCUGCACCACCAGCUGCAGAGUGCUUUCCCACAAGUAAGGGCCUACAGUUUCCCACCCAAAAAGGCCAUCGGAAACAAGGAUGCCAAGUUUGUGGAAGAGCGACGAAAGCAACUCCAGAGUUACCUACGCAGCGUCAUGAACAAGGUCAUUCAGAUGGUGCCUGAGUUUGCUGCCAACCCCAAGAAGGAGACCCUGGUGCAGCUGGUGCCUUUCUUCGUGGACAUCACCCCACCGGGAGAACCGCUGAACAAGAGCGGCAGGCCCAAAGUCGUUUCCCGCUUCCCUAAGCUGUCCCGAGGCCAUCCCAGGGAGGUGCGCAACGUGGAACCUCAAAGCGGUGACCUCUGACCCCGGUGGACUCUCCGCCCCCAGCCACUUUGUGCUUAACCUUGGCAUGGCAGCUGGCCCUGGACACCUUGGCAGGAUGACCCUGUCCCCACAGAGAACACCCUUCCUGCUGCUGCUGCUGCUGCUGCCACACGCCACCCAAUUAAACUGGUCAGUUUUAGCUGCCGGGUCUCUGUCCUUAGAGCAAGCCAUUGCUCACUGGACAGACACAGAUGGGGACACUGUUACUACCCCCAGGGGGGCCAGGUAUGGUUGUCACCCCUCCAGUCCUGCCAGCAGGACAGUGGGGGCCAGGCUGGGCCCAGACCCCUGGCUGAAAUCACAACACAUGGCAGAUGGAUCCUUCAGAUGCCACCCAUGACGCUUUCCCAUGCGGGAACUAGAAUGACUGUUACACUCUUGAAUUUCCUGAUGCAACUGCCUGCUGCAGUCUGUGGAUGGGGUCUCCUUCCCUGUCCUCCUCCCGCUCUGGUGGUUAGACACCCAGCAGUACUGUCACGUGGCUGGCAUGGAUGUGAUUCCUCCAUCUAGUGGCCUAGCAAAGGCAUUGGCAGUGACUGGUCCUUGAGGAACUGUCCUUCCCCCAUCCACACAGGACACCUGAGACUGCCGGAGCAGGGACACUAAUCGGACCUGAGGGCUCUAACCGCCAGCACAGCCCUCAGCAGCAGCCCGAAUACUCGGGCCCGAGAAUUGGCGCUGUGACCUCAUGCCACAAGAGAUUGGCUCUGGUCAUUACUGUGGAAGGUUGGCCCUAUGGGCUCUCAGACCCAGUGCCCGAACUGAAAAGAGAAUGAUUGUCCCCGAACGUGUUAGCACCAACGGUCCCCUGACAGCUCAGCGGGAGCAGCAUGCUGUGUCCCCACAAGAUGAAGUUCUAUUGUCUCAGGGUCCCAUCCUAGUCCAGGGCUCACAGGCAUGAAGUGGAAUGAGAUCCGAUGCUUCACAGCUCUGCCUCCCUCUGCCUUCAAGCCUGGGUCCCCCUGAUUCUCAGAAGCCACUGUCAGCGAUGGUCUGUGUUCCUAGGUCAGAACCUCCUUGCCGUCUUCAUACAGCUUGGAGGAGCUUGCCGAAGAGACCGUGUACCAAGCAGUGUGCCAAUGAAGGAGCCCACAGUGGCGUCUACCAAGGGGCGACUUCUUAGGCGGUGGCGGGAGGCAGCCUGAGCAUGAACUCGAAGGGCUGAAGCUCAGAGGCAGACUUCGGCGAACAGUCUGUGGAAGCAGAGUCUUUCUGGUACCUUGGAAAGCUUGGGGAAGGUCCCUGAGAAGCCAGAAGGGACUUCAGAGUGCAGGAGAGGCCUGAACAGCUCCAACUCUGGAGGGCUCCUUGGGGCAGACAAGUGGGCUGUGCACAGACGAGGGAGAGCACACCGGCCUUCCCUCGAGGCUAGGCCCAGGAGCUGGGGGGCUGGGGGAGGGGGGACAGGGCUGCCCUCUUCAGUUUGUUGGGAAGGGAGGACCCAAGAGUCUUCUCAGCCCUAGAAAGUCAACAUGGGUCAUCCCUUGUCUGCCUGCGAUGCUUCAGGCUCCACACAGACACCACACCCAGCGUGUGGGUUGGGCAUGCGGUUUGCAGUUGGGCAAACUGAAGCAUGUAUAAAGGCCUUAGGAGGUUUUGGCAUCCCCAAGUCCACCCCCUGAGCUGAGGGACCCAGCAUGGAGAUGCUUCGUAUUCUAUCGUGUUCUAUACAGACAGGAUCCUGCUACGCUCCCACCUCUUCCACAGCAGAGUCUGAGCACCAGGUCUUUGGGGCACACGGCCUAAGGCUCUCUCACUGCAAACAGGACACACAGAGUCAUCUUUCACAUUCAGUACUGCAGUUAAAGCAGGGAGGGAGAGAAGGAAGGAAGGAAGGAGAGAAGGCAGGCAGACACCCGGACCUGAGGCCUUGGUUUUCCAGGAUUAGUUAUGGGGACCACGCCCUACUUUGCCAUAAUGUGAAUACAAAGGCUCGGUUCCAGGGACUUGGUAGGGCCCUUUGGUUACUUGACAUUUGCUUCCUACUCAGUCCUUUUCCCCAACUUGGGGGUUGACACCAUGGCCUUUGCAAGUGCUAGACAAAAGCUCUCCACUGAGCCACACUCUAGGCCUGCCCACACCCUGUCUCCACAGAAACUCAGCAGCUCUUGGUUCCAGGCUGUCUGUCUUAUACCUCACAAGCACAUCCUGGGACUCAGGCAGAGAGCAGGACAGGGUGGACUCAGGUGAUGGAAGGCUGUUCCCACAAUGCUCCCCAGGUCUGAGGCCCCGAGUCCAGAGAGGAGUGCAGAGCCGUGCUCACCCAGUGUGAUACAACCUCAGCUCUUCAGGAGACCGCUUCCUAAUCCUCACCCUGACUGUGGCCUUGGCAUUCU